Parastagonospora nodorum SN15 is the source of this 453-nucleotide messenger RNA. RefSeq lists its product as hypothetical. Bases 1 to 453 code for a protein of 150 amino acids. The record is from RefSeq and is a predicted model, not a curated record. The transcript is spliced from 3 exons. Lineage: Eukaryota; Fungi; Ascomycota; Dothideomycetes; Pleosporales; Phaeosphaeriaceae.
AUGCACUAUCUUUCCUGGAGCGUUCUCGCCUUGGCCGCAUCUGCGACGCCACUGGCUGCACACAAGCGCGAUAACACCGUCGCAGUUACUAGCCUGGAGAAGCAUGUGAAUGCAACUAGCGGUUCUGGCAAUGUCGCAGCUGCAGGGCGUUUAAGCCCCUUUGGCGACAUUGGAACAGGCUGUGGCAUCAAUUGGCAAGAAGACGUGUCGUACGGAGGAGGACUCCAGGCAGGCUCCAGUAAUUUCGGUCUUGGUAGCGGCUUUACCAUUACCCCGGACACUAUCACGAUUGGCGCAGGUAUCGGGCUGAAUACCGCGAAUGCGAGCGCCAGCGUUCAGUUUACUGGCUCCAGGAACGGAAGCGUCGAACUCACGUUCUCAAGCUCGGCGCCAAUUGCCUGCGUCCCGGGAAUGAGAGACGGAAAAUCCAUAGUUACAUGCAAGACAAUGUAG